GUGCGCAGUAAAGAUAAUCAGAACUGUCAAAAAAAGUCAAAUUAUUAAAAAUAGUUUUCGAUUUUUUACAAUUGUUUGUAAAAAAAAGUGCCAAUCUUUAUGACAAAGAUAUAAUUGAUUAUUUAUGACAAUAGAGAAUUGCGAAAUAAUGAAAAAAAACAAUGUUUUUUAUUAACAAAAUGAUUUGAACGCUUCAAAAAAACUUGUUUUUCUAUUUUCAAGAGGAACUUUUAUUGACAAAAGAUAUUUAACAAUGGCUCUUGUAAAUAUAGAAGGCAGUGACCCGUGGCUUACAGAAUAUGACGCGUGUGAGAAACUAUUUCGCGAGAUAAUGGAGCAAUUAACACUCCGUGAUCGGGAACCUCGUACAUCACAAACAUUUAUCAAUUUAUCAGCUAAUAUUCGUCUUCGUAUGAGGCAGUACAGUGGCGAAGUUCAACAACUUAAAAUAAAAGUUGAAGAAUCUUCAAAGCAAAGAAAUAUAACUGCCGAGGAAGCUGAACGUAGAACUAGACAAAUUGAACAAUUGCAAAGUAAAGACGUGCAAAUUCAACGACUAUUUAAUUCUCGUGGCGCUGACCUUGCAAUGACACGAACUGCCUUAAUGGCUCCAAGUUCAUCGGCGGCUUUUGCUGAUAUUGGAACAACCAGUUGGGCUAUUGACGAUGAUGACGAUCGACCUCUAGAUGUUCAAGUGACGAUAGAAGAUAUUCAAACUCAAAAACAACGACUAAUGGAGGAACAAGAAAAAGGAUUAGAGGAAUUAUCGAAAGUUAUUACGAGGCAAAAACAUAUUGCGCAAGCGAUACACAGCGAAGUGGAUCACCAUAAUGAAAUAAUCGACGACCUUGCGGAUCACGUUGACAGAACGGAUGAGCGUUUAAUUGAAGGUACACGAACCGUGCAAAAUAUUAGUCAAAAGGACAGAACCUGUGGAUAUUGGAUUGUAAUUAUUUUACUUUUUAUAGCAAUAAUUCUCACCUCUUUCUGUUAAUGUUCUAUUUAUAAAGAAUUUAGUUUUACUUACUUCAUGUUGAUUUUUUGAAACAUUUCAAAAUGAAAUUAAUGAAAUUUUAGUAAAUUUACGAAACUAUUUUUUUAAUUUAUCUCACAUUGUAAAGAUAAAAAAUAAGUUGACAUUUUUUAUUUAAUUCUUCACAAAGAAUCUAUUUUUCUAUUUUUAUUAUUUUAAAAGAGAAUUUAAAGAGCAUAAUAAGUCAAAUGUGAUCAAUAUUGAUUAAUACAAUAUAUAAAUAAUAAAAAAUAUUUUUUGAAGAGCAUUUGCAUUAUAAUGUAAAAGUAUUUUUACUCGAUGCCAUGCCAAAGGUUUAUUUUUAAUUAUAAAUUAUUAUUUAUUCUUAAGUUGUGCGUUUCUAUCCUCCUAAUAUUUGAUAGAAAUGUAAAUAAUAUUUAAUUCUUGGAAAAUACUUUUAUUUUUACUGUUGUAAAUUUUUGUAAUUUUCACUAUUCAUAUACAUAAAAAUAUAGCAAUAUGCUUAAUAAAAUUGUAGACAUUUUUAAAAUUAGAUAUGCAAAUAAAGAAAUGUACCGACUCAUAUUUAAAUAUUUACUUAAAAUGUGUUUAUUUAUUUUCAUAAACAUGUUUUAAACAGAAUAUUCCAUUUCAAAUGUGUCGUAUAAUAAUUUUUAUGUCAUAAUUUUGUCCAUAGAAAUCACAAAGAUUACAAUAUUUUUUUAAAAAAAGGAAAAUUUCGCAAUUAUUUACACUACGUCUUUAAGAUUAAUAGCUAUUUAUAUACAAACAUACAACUCAGUAUUAAAUAUAUAUCAAAUCUAUUACUUUCCAAUAUUUUUUUUUGUCACUUAUCGUCGUAAAGCAAGGAAACAUCGCAAUUGAUUGAGAAUAUUUUACAAGAAUUGUUUCUAAU
Messenger RNA from Leptopilina heterotoma, 1889 nucleotides. RefSeq names its product syntaxin-8 (gene Syx8). The transcript has 6 exons. The record is from RefSeq and is a predicted model, not a curated record. Gene Ontology annotation, biological process: vesicle fusion; intracellular protein transport. Lineage: Eukaryota; Metazoa; Arthropoda; Insecta; Hymenoptera; Figitidae. Bases 254 to 994 code for a protein of 246 amino acids. Gene Ontology annotation, cellular component: endomembrane system; SNARE complex. Gene Ontology annotation, molecular function: SNAP receptor activity; SNARE binding.